This is a messenger RNA of Schistosoma intercalatum, 755 nucleotides long. The record is from the annotation of a GenBank genome assembly. Lineage: Eukaryota; Metazoa; Platyhelminthes; Trematoda; Strigeidida; Schistosomatidae.
GUUUCUAGCAAGUCAAACUAUCUGUUCCUAAUUUCGAUUUCAAGAUUUCCCUGAUUUGAGGAUUGACUUAUUGCUCAUCGUCCAUUGUCGUCCUCAGUACGUAUUCGUAAUAAAAGCAAACAAUAGUUAUGUAAUGUUUGAAAUCUGUCAAUGAAUACUGAAAAUAAAUCCAAGCUAACAUUAUCAGAUUGUGUUUGUGAUAUUUGUCAGUGCUUUAAUAAUAAACUAGAAAAUAAACAAUAUACUCAUGUUAAAUGUAAAUUGAAUGAUAAAGUUAAAUUAUGGAAUCGUUACGAAGGAAUUGUGAAAUUUAUUGGUCCUAUUCAUUUUAAAAGUAAUGUCAGUGUUAUUCUUGUUGGCAUUGAAUUAGAUUCACAUAUUUCUAGAAUUACAUUAAAUAAUUAUAAUCUCUACUGUGAUCAAAUGAAACGUAUUCUUGUACCAACAACAUUUUUUACAUUAUUAUCACCAGGACAACGUGGUUAUCCACAAAUUAAAGGUUUUAAAAUGAAUCCAAAUUAUAAAUUAAUACAGAAAAAUCGUGAACUUUAUAAAACUAUUGAUCCAAUAUUGUAUCAGUUGAGAUUUCGAAGAUAAAUGGAUAAAAGGUACUCAUAUUGAUAGAAAGAGUUUGAUAAAGAUGAAGAAUAUAAUGGAAGGGUCCAAGUAUUAUCUGUUCAAUAUUCCAUACUUUAAUAAUUGAAGCAUUAUAUCAUUAUAAAUGCUAUGAUGUAUAUAUAUAUUCUAUAUAAAUA